AGCCCCGCCCCGUGCGCACAGGCGCAGGGAAGAAGGGGCGGGGCUACGCUAGCGUCCGCGCCAUCAGGCAGAGGUGGCGGAAGGGUUCGUUCCCUGUGUAUGGUUUUCCCAGCCAAACGCUUCUGCUUGGUGCCAUCCAUGGAGGGCGUGCGCUGGGCCUUUUCCUGCGGCACUUGGCUGCCGAGCCGAGCCGAAUGGCUGCUGGCAGUGCGAUCGAUCCAGCCCGAGGAGAAGGAGCGCAUUGGCCAGUUCGUCUUUGCCCGGGACGCCAAGGCAGCCAUGGCUGGUCGUCUGAUGAUAAGGAAAUUAGUUGCAGAGAAAUUGAAUAUCCCUUGGAAUAAUAUCCGUUUGCAAAGAACUGCAAAAGGAAAACCAGUUCUUGCAAAGGACUCGUUGAAUCCUUACCCCAAUUUCAACUUUAACAUCUCUCAUCAAGGGGACUAUGCGGUGCUUGCUGCUGAACCUGAACUACAAGUUGGAAUUGAUAUAAUGAAGACUAGUUUUCCAGGUCGUGGUUCAAUCUCAGAAUUCUUUCAUAUUAUGAAAAGAAAGUUUACCAACAAAGAAUGGGAAACAAUCAGAAGCUUUAACGAUGAAUGGACUCAGUUGGAUAUGUUUUAUAGGAAUUGGGCACUGAAAGAAAGCUUCAUAAAAGCCAUUGGUGUUGGACUAGGAUUUGAAUUGCAACGGCUUGAAUUUGAUAUGUCUCCAUUAAACUUGGAUAUAGGCCAAGUUUAUAGAGAAACACGAUUGUUCUUGGAUGGGGAGGAAGAAAAAGAAUGGGCAUUUGAGGAAAGCAAAAUAGAUGAGCACCAUUUUGUUGCAGUAGCUCUUAGGAAACCUGAUGGAUCUAGACAUCAGGAGGUUCCAUCUCAAGAUGAUUCUAAACCAACCCAGAGGAAAUUUACUAUUCUCACCUUUAAUGAUUUAAUAGCAUCUGCUGUUCCCAUGACACCUGAAGAUCCUUCAUUUUGGGACUGCUUUUGCUUCACAGAAGAAAUUCUCAUACGAAAUGGAGGAGACUGUUGAAAAUGAAGAAGCUAAGGUGGGCUUGGGAGAAUGGAAUUGAGGUGAAGCCCACUGCCUGCCAUAAGAAAGGUGUGCCACAAUUUACUCAUUUUUUUUCUGUUAAGACAUUUUGAUUGCAGUUAAUUAAGUAGUGUUUCAGUGAAUGUCCUUGUACAUUUUGAGGUGUACAUGCUUACUUAUGUCCUUAAGUUUCCAGAAGUGGAAUGACUGGUUUACAGGGCUUAAACAUUUUUAGAACUUUGAUGAGUAUUACCGUAUUGCUCUCCACAAAUGCUGUACAAUUUACCCUUUCAGUUAGUACUAUAUGUGUGACCGCCCUCCUACCUACAUAUUCCCUGGUCAAUUGUAGGUAUUAUCUGUUUUUCUUUUUAAUUUAAUCUUGGCCAGCAUAACUGAAAAUGGUAUGUCAUUUUAGAAAUAUGUAUUUCAUUGCACAUGAAGUGGAUAUAUCCCAUCAGUGUUGUUACUGGUUGGUUGUGUUCCUUUUUUAUGAACUGCCUGUUCAUCAUCUUUACCUGUUUUUAUUUUAAUAAGUAGGACUGAAUUAAAAUGGGAACAUAAUAUAUAAGAUGCCAAGACCAUCAUAUUGAUGACAGAAUCGAUUAUAUGGUUGUAGUGCAUGUUUGGGGGAGUUAAAGUCUUGUUAAGUAUCAAGAAGUAAAAUAAUUUCAUUGUUUCUAUUAAUAUCACUAACAUUAAAAGUUGUGUGUAAAUUGUAUAAAAUUAGGUACUUUAGUAAAAAAAUUGGAAUGUUUUAUAAUUUUUUAAUUUUAUUAAGCAUGCUGAGUUAUUCUAAACGUAGUAAAUAAUGUGUUUUAAAAAGAUCAAGUAGCAUUUAUGAUAGAGGAAGUAUUGUUAUCCCUAGCAUGAGUGUAAUGGUGAUACGAAAAUAUACUUGUCAUUAUAAUAAAAAAUUAGCAUUUA
Messenger RNA from Lemur catta (Ring-tailed lemur), 1953 nucleotides. It is a transcript of the gene AASDHPPT, whose product is annotated as aminoadipate-semialdehyde dehydrogenase-phosphopantetheinyl transferase. Gene Ontology annotation, molecular function: holo-[acyl-carrier-protein] synthase activity; magnesium ion binding. Gene Ontology annotation, cellular component: cytosol. NCBI's taxonomy places the organism in Eukaryota, Metazoa, Chordata, Mammalia, Primates, Lemuridae. The record is from RefSeq and is a predicted model, not a curated record. The transcript has 7 exons. The coding region runs from base 100 to 1029 and encodes 309 amino acids.